AUGAAUGGCUGUUUUUCUAAAGCAAUGCCCAUCGACCCAUUGAGCAAGUGUCUCUUCAAGGAUAUUCUAGCCCGCCUCGUUUUCCAUGCUGGGUCGUUAGACGAACAGGACACUGUAUUUAUUUCCUGUUUGUGGAUUUAUUUCUCGGGGUUUGAAAACGAAUGUUUUUGGAGUACUUGAUGUACCCAAGAUGUAAUGUGCUUCUAAUUUAUGCAGUUGAAUUAAAGUUUGGGUGUGUCGUUUCUGUAAAGAGAGAACACAAUCAUAAUUAUGCACAUGUCAGAAGUUAACUUCUCUCACGGAUAAAAGUAGGAACAUUGGAUAACAAGGAGCAGUGUGCAGGUUAUUAAUACAUCGCCCCUACUGCAGUGUAAGCGGCUUGCUUCCUGAUCUUAAAAAGCGUGAGGAUCGCUGUAAGACGUGGAGAUGACAGGACUGGCGGUGCGAAUACCGAGCCUAGUCUCACUAGUGACAUUCGUGUUGGCAUCUCAAGUGAUGGGCGAUUGUUCACUCAGUCCAUGUGAGAAUGGUGCUACAUGCCUAGAUGCCUACCUAGAUCCUGGCUAUGUCUGUCUGUGUCCAGCAAACUUCACUGGAGCUAACUGCUCUCAGAUAUCAUAUAGGGGAUGUCAGUUCAGCUUUUCUAACGUCUCAGGCGUCAUCACAUCUCCCAAUUACCCGCAACAACACAACAACUCUGAAAGUUGCCUGUAUCACAUCCGAGUGCCAAGUGCCGUCAACAUCACCCUGAAUGUAUCCUACAUGCACACCGAGAGGCUGAAGGAUUACCUUCAGAUUGGGCCGGGGACCAACGAGUCGGACUGGGUGGAGUAUAGUGGACUGCUGGAUGCGCCGCUGGUCAUCACGUUUCAGACCAAUCAGGCGUUUGUGGCCUGGUACUCAGACUUCAAUGUUAUUCAGCAGGGAUGGGUCAUCCGGUAUGAAACAGAUGGUUUGGAGUGUGAAUGGCCUUCCAACCCAUGUGCACCUGGUUACCGGUGUGUGGAGGGAUUUGCCAGCUAUUCAUGUGAAGAGGUGCUGCAGUGUGCCAGUGAUCCUUGUAAGAAUGGAGGGCUGUGCUUUGAGGGAACAUCAUCAUAUUUCUGUCAGUGCGGUGAAGGCUACACAGGAGAAAACUGUGAAACAGAUGUUGGUUUCUGUGCGAUGAACACCCCUUGUAAGAAUGGGGCGACCUGCAUCAGUCAGGAUGCCACUUCAUUUACAUGUGACUGUGCAAGUGGCUGGACUGGACAAUUAUGUGAUCAAGAUAUUUUGGAGUGUGCCAGUUCUCCCUGUGUGAAUGGAGGUCUCUGCUUCGAGGGAGUCAACUCCUAUUUCUGUCAGUGCCCAGAUGGAUUCAUCGGCAAACGCUGUGAAAAUGAAACCAUAGAAUGUAGGAGUAACCCAUGCCAAAAUGGCGGUUUGUGCUAUGAAGGUACCAGUAGGUACGCUUGUGUCUGCCCAGAUGGCUACAAUGGAACCAACUGUGAAAAUGAUAUCGAUGAGUGUGCAAGCAACCCUUGUAUGAAUGGAGCAACAUGUAAUGAUGGCAUCAACCAGUACAACUGCACAUGUGGCCCAGGAUUCAACGGCACAAACUGUCAAACAGAUAUCCAGGAAUGUGCCAGUAACCCUUGUCUGAAUGGUGCAUCGUGCACUGAGAGCGUCGGUUUCUACUUGUGUCAGUGUGUUCCUGGCUAUGCAGGGGAUAGGUGUGAAACUGACAUUAAUGAGUGUAGCAGCAGCCCCUGUCAGAACAAUGCAACAUGUGUUGACCUGCUGAAUGCUUACAGCUGCAACUGUACCGCUGGAUGGCAAGGGGACAACUGUGAAAUUGAUAUCGAUGAAUGUGCAAGCAAUCCUUGUGUGAAUGGAGCAACAUGUAAUGACGGCAUCAACCAGUAUAACUGCACAUGUGCCCUAGGAUUCAAUGGCACAAACUGCCAAACAGAAAUUCUGGAAUGUGCCAGUAACCCAUGUCUGAACGGUGCGUCAUGCAAUGAGGGGGUCGACUCCUAUUCAUGUCAAUGUGUUCCUGGCUAUACAGGGGAUAGGUGUGAAACAGACAUUGAUGAGUGUAGCAGCAGCCCCUGUCAGAACAAUGCAACAUGUGUGGACCUGCUGAAUGCUUACAGCUGCAACUGUACCACUGGGUGGCAAGGGGACAACUGUGAAAUAGAUACUGCUGAAUGUGCCAGCAAUCCUUGCCACAAUGGAGGUACUUGUGUCGACAGUGUUGGUUUCUAUGAGUGCCAGUGUGCUGAUGGUUACAUUGGAGAUCGCUGUGAAAUAGAUACAUCCCCAUGUGGUAGCAGCCUGUGCAUGAAUAAUGCAACAUGUCGCAACUUGGAUACAUCAUACAAAUGCUUGUGCUCCAUCGAAUGGACCGGAAGUAUUUGUGACGUUGCUGUGGAUGCAUGUGUCAACUCUCCCUGUUUGAAUGGAGGAAACUGCACCAAUUACUACACUCAUUUCAACUGCACAUGUCCCUUAGGAUGGAGUGGCCUGCAAUGUGAAAUAGAAACCAUUGAGUGUUCAAGCCAGCCGUGUUUAAACGGAGGCACAUGCUUUGAAGGCAACAAUGCAUUCAGAUGUAUCUGCUUGCCCGGUUACUCAGGAACAACAUGUGAAGCAGAUAUUGAAGAGUGCUCCAGCAGUCCUUGCCAGAAUAAUGGAACCUGCGUUGAGGGAGUGAAUGGAUACAUCUGCCAGUGUAUGGCAUCACAUACUGGCACACACUGUGAGAUAGAUAUUGAUGAGUGUGCUAGCGAUCCCUGCCUGAACAACGCCACAUGUAUGGAUCAACCAGGGGCCUACCAAUGCCUGUGCACGGCUGGAUAUGAUGGCCAAAACUGUGAAAAUGAUAUCAAUGAGUGUGAUAGUAACCCCUGUCUGAACGGCGCUACCUGCGUACAAGAUUUAGAUCUCUAUACAUGCCAGUGCCCCCUUGGCUUCAACGGUACCAACUGUGAAAUAGAUUUAAAUCCAUGUUUGAGUGACCCGUGUCUGAAUGGCGCAACUUGUUACAACAACUUGACCUCAUACUCCUGCCAAUGCCCCGCAGAAUGGUCAGGAAUGAACUGUGAAACAGAGAUGGAUGAGUGCUUGAGCAACCCAUGUUUGAAUGGAGCAACAUGCAUGGAUCUGUUCGGCAGUUAUGAGUGCAUGUGCAACAUAAACUACACCGGCCCAAUAUGUGAAACAGAAUUAAACGCUUGCAAGAGUGUACCUUGCCAGAAUGGUGCAACAUGCAACAACAUGAGAACCUCCUAUACCUGUGACUGCAUUCGAGGCUACAAUGGAACAAAUUGUGAAAUGGAGAUCAACCCAUGUUUAAGUGAUCCCUGUCAGAACGGAGCAACUUGCAACAAUCUAGUGGAAUCAUACAGCUGUCAAUGCUCUCCAGGUUGGACUGGUGCCAACUGCGAUAUGGUGAUUGACUUAUGUGCCUCCAACCCAUGCCAGAACAACGCUACCUGCACUAAUAACAUCAACUAUUACACAUGCAACUGCACCGUAGGAUGGGCAGGCCCUGUCUGUGAUGUUGUUGUGGACCCAUGUGCAUGCAAUCCCUGUCAGAGUGGUGGUUCCUGUAACUCAUAUCCGGACUACUUCACCUGUGACUGCUUGCCGGGUACAUCUGGUGAUCGAUGCCAGUUUGCCUCAGAUCCAUGCGUUUCUCUACCCUGCCUGAAUGGUGCAACAUGCUCCAGGGGGCAAGACUCUUACCAAUGUGUCUGUACUCCAGGCUGGACCGGCAAUGACUGUAGUGCCAAUAUUGAUGAUUGUGCCGACCAGCCAUGUUUGAACAAUGGAACUUGCACUGAUUUGCAUAAUGCCUAUCAGUGCACCUGUGAGGAUGGAUGGAAUGGCACCGACUGCCAAAUACCUGUCAAUCAAUGUGCUAGCUCACCGUGUCUUAACAGAGGUCUCUGUAAUAACUUCAGGACAUACUACACUUGCAGCUGUGCACAGGGAUUCACGGAUACCAACUGUCAAACAGAGCUUGAUGCCUGUGGCCCUACUAACCCCUGCCUGAAUGGAGCAACCUGUGAUAAUCGCUACACAUUCUUUGUCUGUCAUUGUGUGGAGGGAUGGACGGGAACAAGCUGCGAAAUCGCUGUCGACGAAUGCAACCCCAGCCCAUGCAGCAAUGGAGCAACAUGUAGCAUUCCAUCUCUGGGUUCAUUCGCCUGUGCUUGCACUAAUGGAUGGAUGGGCGAAACCUGUAACAUGGUCGUUGAUCUGUGUACAUCCUCACCGUGUUUGAACAAUGCUACAUGUUUGAAUCAGCAGACAAGCUACGUGUGCCUGUGUGUGCCGGAGUGGACCGGGGAACGCUGUGAGGCUGAGCUGAAUGCCUGUGAUCCUAAUCCAUGUAGGAAUAGGGCCGCCUGUACCAACUACCAUACAUCGUACACCUGUGAGUGUACGGCUGGCUGGACAGGAACUGACUGUGAUAUCGCCAUUGAUCUGUGUAACCCCAACCCCUGCCAGCAUGAGGCUACCUGCUUCAAUCUUCAGACUGAUUACUUCUGCCUCUGCACUGAGCUAUGGAUGGGCAAAAACUGUCAAACAGCGGUGGAUGUCUGUGUUAGUUCUCCUUGUCUGAAUGAUGGCACCUGUCAGAGUACAUCAGGUGUCUAUCGGUGUCUGUGCCCAACAGGCUGGACUGGUGUCAACUGUGAAACAGCUCUGGCGCCUUGUGCAUCCAAUCCAUGCCGGCGUGGCGGUACAUGCAACGACUACGGCACCUACUUUGAGUGUGACUGCGUGCCGGGCUGGAAAGGAAUCCUUUGCCAAACAGCUGAGCUACCAUGUCUGAGUGGUCCAUGCGACAAUGGAGCGGAGUGCUUCAAUAAUGGAGAUUCAUUCCUCUGCAUAUGCCCUCUAGGAUUCAGCGGGCCUACUUGCUCUAUCGAUGAUGAUGAGUGUUUAAGCUCCCCUUGCCUUAACAAUGGCACCUGCAUUGAUGGGCCAUACUCCUACAUCUGUGGUUGCACGACGCGCUGGAUCGGCGAUCACUGUGAGAUAGAACGCGAUGCGUGCAGCGACGACCCAUGUCUGAAUAAUGGUGAAUGUGUCAAUAUGUACACCUAUUACGUCUGCCAGUGUCCACCAGGAUUCUUUGGAAAUCUCUGUGAAUAUGAUGUGAAUGAGUGUUCCAGUAGGCCAUGCCAGAAUGGAGGAACGUGCACUGACAGCAGCAAUGGAUUCAGCUGCACCUGUGAUGUCAAUUGGACAGGGCCAAUGUGUGAAAUGGGUUUGGAUCCAUGUGAUAGUUCACCUUGUGCUAAUGGAGCAACCUGCACCAGCAAUGUGAUAGAGUUUGCAUGUACAUGUGGGCCAGGUUGGAUGGGCAGACUGUGUGAUGAAAACAUUGAUGAGUGUGUGAGUUCACCUUGUCUGAAUGGCGGUACCUGCAUUGAUGCAGUGAAUGGUUACCAGUGUGACUGCUUACCAUCUCGGAGUGGCAAAAACUGUGAACUACAGGGAAGCUGUAUCUUAGACAUGGUGGUACAUCCCAACCAAACUCUCGUUAUCCAGACGCCAAACUUCCCAGCCAACUACAACGACAACCAGUACUGCCGCUGGAUGGUCGCCGGCCCCGAGGGCGCUGUUCUACUCGUCAACACUGCCGAGUUCCUAACUGAGUUGAAUUACGAUUGGCUGACGUACGGCACAGGCGCUGACCUCAACGACCCUGAGUCUGUCGUGCUACAGUCUUCCGGAAGCAAAGGUCCCAUAACCUUCAAGACAACGGGGAAUCAGAUGUGGGUGACGUUCACCUCCGAUCACGACAAGACAGAAACGGGAGUCUCGGUUAAGAUUACUGUGGAGACUGAAAGAGACACAAUGGAUGAAUGCGGUAGUAACCCAUGUCUGAAUGGUGGUACCUGUCUCAAUGGUAUUGAGAAGUUUGCAUGCUACUGUCUGCCUGGAUUCACUGGACCUAUGUGCCAAACUGAAAUCAGUCCCAAUAUGUGCUACAGCAACCCCUGCCCAGCUGAAGCUGAAUGCAUCAGUGAGAACAAGCAGGUCCGGUGUGUGUGCCCCGAAGGGUUCCGACAUCCAUCAUGCUCCACACAGGAGGUUGGAUUGUGUGACAGUUCUCCAUGCAAAAACAACGGACUGUGUACGGAGACAGUUGAUGGACUCAGCUUCAGCUGUGACUGUGCUGCUGGCUGGCAGGGAGCAUUCUGUGAACUAGAUGUUGAUGAAUGCGAAAGCAAUCCUUGUCUGAAUUCCGGCAUCUGUAUGAAUGGGAUCAACCGUUUCACAUGUGUUUGCACGCCUUACUGGACUGGCGUCAUCUGCCACUCUCCUGUGCUAGACCAGCAAUGCCUCAACAACCCGUGUCGGAAUGGAGCAACGUGUGUAGGCAAUGGAGAUACCUACCAGUGUGUAUGUCAGCCAGGCUAUCAGGGUCUCCUGUGUAGUAUUGACAUCAAUGAAUGUGAGAGCAAUCCAUGUCAAAAUGAAGGCAACUGUGUGAAUGGUAUCAAUGAGUAUAUCUGCCAGUGUCCGUAUGGUGCUGUACAGGGGAACAACUGUGAAAGGACCAUUUGUGAGACUCAGCCAUGUCAAAAUGGUGGAAUCUGUGAUGAGGCUUCUCCUUUCAUCUUUACUUGCAGCUGCCCCAUUGGGUUUGUUGGGCAGUACUGCGAAGUCCCAACUUCUAAGACGUGCGAGAGCAGCUACUGUAACUACAAUGGUAUUUGUGUGGUGACUGAGCAGCAGGUCAUGUUCUGCAGUUGCAACAAGGGCUACAGUGGAGAGUUCUGUGAGACAGCCAGAGAUGCCUGUGAGGGCCACCAGUGUCAGAAUGAUGGUACAUGCUUUGCCACCAGCCUAGAGGACUACGUGUGUCUGUGCACAGAGGGAUACGAGGGACAAUUCUGCCAUCGAGAGAUUGACGAGUGUGCAUCCAACCCAUGCAUCAAUGGCGGCGUCUGUAAGGAUCAAUUCAAGGCAUUCUCCUGCUCCUGCCAAGAAGGUUACAUCGGAGACCUUUGUAAUACAAAGCUGGUCAUCCAGAAUGAGACCGGUGCCCUGCAAGGCAGCAGCUUGGAGAUAGAGUGGAUUAUCAUCAUCAUCCUUCUGGCGCUCUUCACUCUCUUCCUGAUGGGUCUCCUGUGUCUUUGUUGCUCUUGGAGGCGGAAGACUACCAAUGAAGCAUAGAGGCACUUAUCCUGGUCACCAAGAGUCCUCAGGAACUAUCCGGUUCGUUAGU
This is a messenger RNA of Patiria miniata (bat star), 7234 nucleotides long. Its product is annotated as fibropellin-1-like. The coding region runs from base 427 to 7182 and encodes 2251 amino acids. The transcript has 54 exons. Gene Ontology annotation, molecular function: Notch binding; calcium ion binding. Gene Ontology annotation, cellular component: protein-containing complex; plasma membrane. Gene Ontology annotation, biological process: establishment or maintenance of epithelial cell apical/basal polarity; heterophilic cell-cell adhesion; Notch signaling pathway. Lineage: Eukaryota; Metazoa; Echinodermata; Asteroidea; Valvatida; Asterinidae. The record is from RefSeq and is a predicted model, not a curated record.